GUUUAAUCGAUUCUGCAAAAGAGAAGAGAGCGCCUUCCAAAUCGUAUUCAAUGGCGGACGACGAUUACAAUGAACCUGAUGAUUUGGGUUAUGAGGAUGAGCCAGUGGAGCCUGAGAUAGAAGACGGAAUAGAGGAAGAUGCUGAUAUGAAAGAUAACGAGGAUAUCAAUGGGGAGCCUCUUGAAACUGAAGACAAGGUCGAGACAGAACCUGUACAACGUCCUCGCAAAACCUCCAAGUUUAUGACCAAGUAUGAACGUGCACGUAUCCUUGGUACUCGUGCUCUGCAAAUUAGCAUGAAUGCUCCGGUCAUGGUCGAGCUUGAGGGUGAGACCGACCCGCUUGAGAUUGCUAUGAAGGAGCUCAGGCAAAGGAAGAUACCAUUCACUAUUAGACGUUACCUACCUGAUGGGAGUUUUGAGGAGUGGGGAGUUGAUGAGUUGAUCGUUGAAGACUCGUGGAAACGUCAAGUUGGUGGUGAUUGAUAAUACUGUUAUUGCCCAAAUACUAUUAUGUAAUUUGCAAGAAGCUUGUUACUUGUGAUGACGGUUGAUGAAUUCUCUGCUAUGUUAGCCACAAGCUGAUGAAUUUUAAUGUAUUAACCGCCUUGUUUACUUUUUUUUGUAUUAACCACUUAAUCGAAUAGAGAGGAGAAAGUGAACCG
Messenger RNA from Eruca vesicaria subsp. sativa (arugula), 664 nucleotides. The record is from the annotation of a GenBank genome assembly. Lineage: Eukaryota; Viridiplantae; Streptophyta; Magnoliopsida; Brassicales; Brassicaceae.